Molecule: messenger RNA, 1273 nt
Organism: Fragaria vesca subsp. vesca
Lineage: Eukaryota; Viridiplantae; Streptophyta; Magnoliopsida; Rosales; Rosaceae
Product: pentatricopeptide repeat-containing protein At5g09450, mitochondrial-like
Exons: 3
Coding region: 33-1190 (385 amino acids)
Cellular component (GO): mitochondrion
Molecular function (GO): protein binding
Source: RefSeq, a predicted model, not a curated record
AUACCGCAGCCAGACACUAUAGUUGAGCGGCGAUGGCGUCUCGGUCACUUUUCGUUAAUCUCAGACGAAAAUGCAGUGCGAGCAACACUUGUCUUUCAAGAUCGUUUUGUUCAGGUGCUCUGAGCCAGGAAAUUGACGACCUCAAGUCCAGAAUCUUGAGGGUGAGGCUGCCCAAGAGAAGUGUGACCAACGUUCUUGAGAGAUGGGUCCAUCAAGGCAACCAAAUCACCAUCUCAGAGCUUCGCCAGAUCUCCAAGGAGCUUAGGAUGUCUCAGCGUCACAAGCACGCUCUCGAGGUAUCUGAGUGGAUGCUCGCCCAUAAUGAGUUUGAGUUAUUAGAUUCGGAUUAUGCAGUCCGCCUUGUCUUGAUGACAAAAGUCUUUGGUAUUGAUGCUGCAGAACGGUACUUUGAAGGUUUACCUCCUACUGCAAAAACUAGUGAGACAUAUACUGCUCUCCUUCACUGCUAUGCUGCAGCGAAAUUGACUGAAAAGGCUGAGGACCUCUAUGAGGGAAUCAAGGAUUCUAAGCUGUCCCUUAGUGCCCUUACUUACAAUGAGAUGAUGACUAUGUACAUGUCAGUUGGACAAGUGGAGAAGGUCCCUUUAGUUAUUGAAGAACUAAAAAGGCGGCAGGUUGCCCCAGAUAUCUUCACUUACAAUCUUUGGAUAAGUUCAUGCGCUGCAAUGCUAAAGAUUGAUCAAGUUAGAUGGAUAUUAGAUGAAAUGAGAUAUGAUCCUGGUUUUACUGAAGGCUGGGAGAGAUACAUUAACCUGGCCAAUCUGUAUAUCAAUAUUGGUCAUCUAGUGAAUGCAGAAUCCAACGCCCUGGUUGAACCUGAGAAAGGAAUCACACAAAGCGAAUGGAUAACGUACGACUUUCUCAUUAUUCUGCAUGCUGGUUUAGGAAACAAAGGUAGAAUCGAUCAGAUAUGGAAAUCCUUGAUAAUGACGAAACAAAAGAUGACAAGUAGAAAUUAUACUUGCAUUAUUUCCUCAUAUAUAAUGCUUGGGCAGUUGAAAGAAGUGGGAGAGGUUAUUGAUCAGUGGAAGCUUUCAACCGCUGAAGAUUUUGUUGUUUCUGCCUCUACGAGAAUUUGGAAUGCAUUCAGAGACAUUGGGUUGACAGAAAGAGCCCAAGACUUCCGCACACUUCUGAUUCAGAAUAAUUGUGAUCCUUUGAGUUCAUGAAAGUAGACCUUGAAAAUGAGUUUUGUUUGAGAUAAUUGAACGAAAAAGGAGCCCAUUUUGUGGCGUCUGGACAUCCCGAUGGA